AUGGUUGGACAAGGCUCCAGCAAGAACACUGGAAACUCUGGCGGGAAAAAGCCAUACAACCCGCCUCAACGCGUCAAGCUCACAAGAGAGCUGGAGGAGUUGGCGAAGAGGUAUGGAGGCAUGGAUCUUGUAAGUUUGCAAGCUCAAGCCAUGGCCCCCAAAUCUCCAAAACCCACUGGUGGCGGUGAUGUCUCUGGCUCCGGUCAUGAUGACAGCUCUGCUGGUGGUGCUGGUGUUGUGCCUGGUUCCAGCCAGGCUAGCAACACUGGCAAUGAGACGGGUCCUAACCCCAAGCCUCCCGGUCCGGGUACUGGCAGUUUUGCCGAUGCCUUACGCCGUGGUGGCAAGGGCCAGACCUCGUCUGGCGGUGCUGAUAUUGCGCCUGGCUCCAACCAGGCUAGCAAUACUAGCAAUACCCGUCAAACGGGUUCCAACCCCAAGCCGUCUGGUUCAGGCAUCGGCAGUUUUGCCCCUGCCUCACGCCAUGGUGGUAUGGAUAAGAACUCGUCCGGUAAGGGCAAGUCCUCUGGCGGCAUCUCCAAGAGCAAACACUCAAAGGGAAACGGCCAGCAGUACCGACCUGCACCCGCACCCGCACCCGCACCCGCACCCGCAUUCGCACCCCCACGGCAGCCGCUGACUUGGGUCAAAGAAACUUACGAAGAAGCAUUCUUUGACGAAAAGCACAGCCGUGUUGCCAAGCGUCUUGUCAACGGGUCCCUCCACGGUGGCCAUCAGAACCGGAUAGCUAGCACUUGGCACGACUCUGUCCGGGGCAAUGUCACCAGCGCGGAGGAUAUGGCUGAGAUUUUCAGCGAAGGUGCCAAGACGUGGUUCCGUGACGCAAAGUCAUUUUACGUGACGAUCACGCCUAAUGACGAUGACCAUUUCAAAUGGGUCAAGGCGAACGCUACGCACAGUAUGACCACGCUUGACAGUGGCCGUACUCGUGAAGGCAAAGCCGCUAUCGUUCCCAAGAUUAUAACUCGGGAGCCUGUGGCCUCUGGAGACCAGUGCCCCAUUUGUGGCAAGUCGUCUCACAAUUUUACUCUGUGCCUUAUGGCCCCUAAGGGACACAUCGUUGGAUGCCUUGUCUGUCGAUCUCGAGAUCACAGGCUCGAUGAUUGUCAGGCAUUCAACGAUAAGACCCUGGCUGAAAAGGUCGAUCUCGUUGUGACCCGGCGAGGCAACAUGCCGCCCAUCCAGAGCAGCAAGCCCUGGCACAUGUGGCUGCAUGAGUAUUGCAACUCUCCUGGGUUCACUAAAUCCAAGGAGAUCACUGCAUUCCCGUGGUCGAAGGCUUUUGCCAUGAAGUUCCUCAAGGAUCAGAAUGGCAAGAAGCUCGCCACGGUGCAGAAAAGCUUCGAUGUCCAUACCACCCAGUGUGAUAUGUUACCGGUAGAUCCCCUUACGCGCUCGUACAAGGCGAUCUACAACACAUACUGGAGGAUGGCUAACCUACCUUGGCCUGAAGCCAUCGGCGACCUGGCUGCUCAGGAUACAGAGAUUCCUGACGCCCAGGAUGACGAUGAAGACAGUGAUCCCGAGUGGGUAGCUAGUCCUCCUGCUAGCCCCCGCCCCCAUGGCCAAGAGGUUGAUCCAAUGGACGUUGAGGAGGAGGAAUUUGAGGAGGGCGUUGAGGAGGAAAAUGCCGAGGACAACGUCCUUUACUAA
Messenger RNA from Fusarium sp. VM40, 1674 nucleotides. Lineage: Eukaryota; Fungi; Ascomycota; Sordariomycetes; Hypocreales; Nectriaceae. The record is from the annotation of a GenBank genome assembly.